Messenger RNA from Pangasianodon hypophthalmus (striped catfish), 1964 nucleotides. It is a transcript of the gene slc2a9l1, whose product is annotated as solute carrier family 2 member 9, like 1. The record is from RefSeq and is a predicted model, not a curated record. Gene Ontology annotation, biological process: monosaccharide transmembrane transport. The transcript has 12 exons. Bases 78 to 1556 code for a protein of 492 amino acids. Gene Ontology annotation, molecular function: hexose transmembrane transporter activity. Gene Ontology annotation, cellular component: membrane. Lineage: Eukaryota; Metazoa; Chordata; Actinopteri; Siluriformes; Pangasiidae.
GUAACCGAGCGUCAGAUGAGUUUGGUCAAAGUGAGUCAGCAGUGUUACAGUGAGUGUUACACUGCGAGUGGACAGACAUGGAGAGCUUCUUGAAGCAACUGGUCCAGGGCAAGGCUUUGCUCUUCAUCAUCGUUCUUGGUUUGGGAGGAUCUUUUCAGAUGGGAUGCCACAACACACUGAUCAGCUCUCCAUCUCCAUUCAUUAAGAGGUUUAUAAACAGUAGCUGGACUCUGAGGUAUGGCGAAGCUCCAGGAGAAGGCACGCUCACGCUCAUCUGGGCCGCAGUCGUGGCCUUUUACUCUGUCGGAGGCCUCUGCGGUGCCAUGAGUAUCCGCUGUGUCCUCAGUCUUCUGGGGAGAAAUAAAGCAAUGAUCUGGAACAAUGCACUCAACGUCGUCUCUUUAACCAUCAUGAUGACAAGCAAAGUUGCAAAUUCAUUUGAGAUGAUCAUGCUGUCUCGCUUCCUGUUCGGUGUAACCUCAGGAUUAGCUGUGGGCAUCCAUUCCAUCUACCUCGGAGAGAGCGCACCCAAGAAAAUAAGAGGGACAGUGUCAGUAACAUUGGCUAUUUUCACUAGCAUCGGAAAGCUGACGGGGCAGAUUGUAGGUCUGAGUGAGAUCCUGGGUCAAGAGGAGUCGUGGACCAUCCUGUUCUGUGUUCCGGCAUUUUUCUCUUUCAUUCAGAUGGUAACGCUGCCCUUCUUUCCUGAAGCGCCAAGAUAUUUACUGAUAGAGAAAGGGAAACUUGAGGAAUGUAAGAAAGCGCUGCAGUGCCUGUGGGGUCCGGGUGAAUAUAAACUGGAGAUUGAGGAGAUGCAGGUGGAGCAGGCCACUCUGAAAGGACAACGCAGUAAGAGUCUGCUCGAGCUGCUGAGAGACUCGCGUGUCCGCUGGCAGUGUCUCUCUGUGGUCAUCCUCUAUGAAUCCAUCCAGUUCUCCGGUAUCAGAGGAAUCAGCGUUUUUACUUACAGCAUCUUCCAGGAAGCUGGUAUUCCCGUGGAUAAGAUCCGGUACAUCACUCUGGGCAUUGGGUUCUCAGAAAUCCUCACCAGCAUCAUGUGUAGCCUGGUGAUUGACCGUGUUGGAAGGCGAGUGUUGGUUUGGGGAGGUUUUGGGAUCAUGGGGGCCAUUAUGCUAUUGCUCACCAUCACUCUUCAUCUAAAGGAUUAUGAUUUUUGGGUUCCGUACUGCACAGUCGGCCUCGUAUUUCUGUUUGUCAUCUCUCACGGAGGAGGACCAGCUGGGGUCAGCAUGCCGCUCAGUCACGAGAUGUUUGUCCAGUCAUACCGCUCUGCUGCGUUCGUGUUAAUUGGAGUUAUAGUAUGGGGAAGCUUCGCUGUAUUUGGCUUCAUUUUUCCAUUUUUUCUUAAUGCUAUGAAGUCCUUCAGCUUUUUGAUCUUUUCGUGUGUUUGUCUGGCGGCAUCCCUCUACAUGUUCUUCAUCUUGCCAGAAACAAAGGGCAAAACUCCACUGGAAAUCGCUGAGGAUUUUGGAAAAAUCAGAGUGUGUGGCUCUCGGACUGACACGGAAGAAAAAUUUUUGGAGACAAAGUUGUGAAAACAAACAAUUUAAAAAACAAAAAAGGACAGAUGUGAAAUGGUUUAUUGAUUCCAUGCUCUGCAUUAUUAUUAUUAUUAUUAUUAUUAUUAUUAUUUGCAUAACUGUAAGAAUUUUUUAAUUGUAUGUUUAUAAUUUAUUUUAUUUGUUCAAAUAUUAAUACUAAAAUGAUCUCAGUAUCGUAAAACCAUGCAGUACUGAGGCAGCUCUGUAACCGUUUUGUAAUUUCCAUCUUUCUAUAUGACAUUUUACUCUUUUAUAGGAAGAGUUUAAGAUUAACCUGUUUUACAAUCAAAUCCUUCAUCACACUCUUCAUCAGUUAAAUUGCCUGUGCGGAGAGAUUGUGAAUUCUGCUCUGCAUUUGCUACAACUGCAAAAAUGACAUUAAACCUGAAUUUACUAAAAGAA